CAGCAUGGGCUGCUGUGGUUUUAACCACAGCAGAGGAUCCUUCUCCCAGAAAACAGGCGACGAAGCUCAGAGAACAAGUUGCCAAGCAGCAGCAGGCCGUUCUCAGACAAUUCUCUGGUAAAGUAAAUGGUUCAGACAACAUGGCAUCUGAUGAAGCUGAACUCCAGCAGCAUCAGAAGUUGGAGAAGCUGUACAUAUCCACUCGAGCUGCCAAGCAUUUACAAAGAGACAUAGUUCGAGGCGUAGAGGGUCAUAUAGUAACUGGAUCCAAGCAGGUCGAAAUUGGUACCAAGCUGUCAGAAGAUAGUAAAAAAUAUAGUAGUGAGAACACAUGUACUAGUGGGGGUACUCUCUCUAAAGUGGCACUAAGUUUUAGUAGUGCUCGUGCUCAAAUGGAAAAAGAACAUGACUGUUAUCUUAGAACACUUGGAACACAGGUUACAGAGCCGUUAAGGGCGAUGGUAGUGGGAUCUGCACUAGAAGAUGCUCGACAUCUUGCACAGCGAUACGAUAGAGUGAGACAGGAGGUUGAAGCUCAGGCCAUUGAGGUUGCCAGGUGCCAUGCUAGGGUGAGGGAAACAAACAAUAGUUCGGAUAUUACGUUAAAGCUAGAAGCUGCUGAAAUGAAGCUUAAUGAGCUGAAGUCGAAUAUGGUUACCUUGGGUAAAGAAGCAACAUCUGCAAUGGCUGCUGUGGAACACCAACAGCAGAGGUUAACUCUCCAGCGGCUUAUAGCCAUGGUUGAAGCCGAGCGGAGUUAUCAUCAGCAUGUACUACAGAUACUCGAUCAGCUUGAACAGGAGAUGCUGUCUGCCCGUCAGCAAACCGAAGUUUUUCCAAAUCCAGCUCGAGAUACAAGAAGCAAUCCGGCCCCUGCAUAUAAUGAGGGUGAAAAUCUAUCUGCCUCUAAGCCAUAUGAUGGGUCAUUUGAUGGCACGGAGUACUUCUUAGGCGAGGUCAUCCAACCCUACCAAGCUGAGUCUGAUGUAGAGUUGACAUUAGCCCUCGGUGACUAUGUUGUCGUUCGAAAGGUGACCAACCAUGGUUGGGCAGAAGGUGAAUGCAAAGGUGAGGCCGGGUGGUUCCCAUUCGAGUUCGUUGAGAGACGGGACCGUGUCCUUGCAAGCAAAGUAGCUGAAGUAUUUUAAGAUUUGAAUCCAUUCCUUGGCUUUGCAUGGUUCUUUCAUUGACAUGAAGCCAUUUAACUAAGGAAAAAUUGAUGGAUAUUUAGCUGAUUUGUGUUAUUGUAGGGCAGGUGACACUAUAAUUUAAGAUGGAAAUGACUAAAGUUAGGAUUUGAGUUUGCCAACAUACAAUAUGUGUAGAGUUUGUAUGAUCUAAGAAAUUUAGGAGUAUGUUAGUAAAUGUUGCUUCGUAAUCAAAUUAGUGUGGACCCAUAUUGAGCUUUCUUUUAUUGUUGUUUGCUGAUUUGGACGUUUGGUG
Messenger RNA from Salvia splendens (bonfire salvia), 1443 nucleotides. RefSeq names its product SH3 domain-containing protein 2. NCBI's taxonomy places the organism in Eukaryota, Viridiplantae, Streptophyta, Magnoliopsida, Lamiales, Lamiaceae. The transcript is spliced from 10 exons. Gene Ontology annotation, molecular function: protein binding. The coding region runs from base 141 to 1148 and encodes 335 amino acids. The record is from RefSeq and is a predicted model, not a curated record.